Molecule: messenger RNA, 3226 nt
Organism: Gaeumannomyces tritici R3-111a-1
Lineage: Eukaryota; Fungi; Ascomycota; Sordariomycetes; Magnaporthales; Magnaporthaceae
Product: ATP-dependent RNA helicase DBP7
Exons: 1
Coding region: 84-2600 (838 amino acids)
Biological process (GO): ribosome biogenesis
Cellular component (GO): nucleus
Molecular function (GO): nucleic acid binding; ATP binding
Source: RefSeq, a predicted model, not a curated record
UUCUGUCGCUCGACGAGAACCGCAACCAACCGCCAACAUCGGCCCUCCACCAUCCUCGCCGCGCGCCUUGGACAACCGACAAAAUGGCGGACGAUGGCAUGGUCCUCAACUUCGAGAUUGGGGAUGAAGCCUUCAAGCCGCAAGUCAAGUUCAAAGGCGGUCGCUGGAGGGACCGGGUGCGGGCGCAGAAGAGCGCGAAGCGGGGUCUGGACGGCGGGCCAGCUAGAGGGAACGGGACAGGCGAUGGCAGGGCCGAUGCGCAGCGACCUACAAAAAAACAAAGGCUUGGAGAGGGCGAUGACGAUGCCGACCGCCGGCAACAACAGGGAUCUGGCGCCGGCGCCAGGAGCCAGCAGCCAAGGUCUCAGCACGUUACCUCCCGCCUCUUCUCCGCGAACCCGACGGCCGUGACAAACUUUGACGAGAAACCGACCGCCGAAGAACCUACGGAACCUCCCCAGCCGUCGAAUGCGCCCCUUUCGGACGAGGCGGCGACGUUCCACGCCCUCGGGCUGUCGCGGCGCAUCGCCCAGCAUCUCUCCUCUAAGCUCGAGAUGAAGGCCCCGACCUCGAUCCAGAAAAACACGGUGCCGCAACUCAUAAAGGACGACAGUGAUGCCUUUCUACAGGCCCAGACAGGCUCGGGAAAGACGCUGGCAUAUCUGCUGCCCAUAGUGUCGCGAAUACUUGCCCUCAGCGAAAAUCAAGACGGGAGCGUCGUCAAGGGGAACCACAAGAAGAUCAAUCGCAACUCGGGUUUGUUCGCAAUCGUCUUGGCGCCUACCCGCGAGCUGUGCAAGCAAAUAGCCGCGGUGCUGGAGAAGCUCUUGCGGUGUACCCCCUGGAUCGUCAGCACCACGGUCAUCGGCGGCGAGAGCAAGCACAAGGAGAAGUCGCGGCUCAGAAAGGGCGUCAACAUACUGAUCGCGACCCCCGGGCGGCUAACGGACCAUCUGGACCACUCCAAGAUGCUGGAUGUCGGCACUGUUCGCUGGCUGGUGCUCGAUGAGGGCGACAGGCUGAUGGAGAUGGGCUUCGAGGAGGACCUCAGGACUAUCGUGGCCAAGAUACGCAAAGAGCCGCUCCAGGAGGAGAAUAAGGAUGGGGUUUUGCUUGGCGAAAGGCUCCCCAAAAGGCGCGUGACAGUGCUCUGCUCGGCAACUAUGAAGAUGAACGUGCAGAAGCUCGGCGAAAUCAGUCUGGUAGACGCCAUCCACAUCACGGCAGCAGCUGGUGACAGCGGUGGUGAGACGGCAGAAGGCAACGAGGGCAGCGACGUCGUUUUUACGGCGCCGUCCCAGCUCAAGCAGUCCUACCUCAUUGUUCCCGCGAAGCUGCGCCUGGUUACUUUGAUAGCUCUGCUCAAGUCAUCAUUCGCAAGAAAGGGGUCUGUGAUGAAAGCCAUCAUAUUCAUAUCCUGCGCGGACUCGGUCGACUUCCACUUCGCCUUACUCCGCCAACCCCCAGACUCUUCUACGGCAACUCCGCCCGCAAAGCCACUCCCAGCCGGAGAUGCCGAGCCUUCCCCCAAGAAACCAUCAACAACGUCGCACACCGAUACCACAGUGGCCCAGGCAUGCUACAUCUCUUCACCCGCAAACCCCAGCAUAGCAGUGCACAGGCUACACGGCUCGCUCUCACAGCCGGUGCGGACGGCGACGCUCCAGGCCUUCACCACGGCCAAGGACCCGGCCGUCCUGAUCACGACCGACAUUUCCUCUCGAGGCCUCGACGUGCCGGCUGUCGACCUCGUCAUCGAGUACGACCCGUCCUUCAGCGUCGCCGACCACGUGCAUCGCAUAGGCCGGACAGCCCGCGCGGGUCGUCCUGGCAAGGCCAUGCUCUUCCUGCAGCCCGGCUGCGAGGAGGGCUACAUGUCGCUGCUCCACUCGGCCAACCCCGUGGCGCCGCAGCUCUAUGAAACGGUGCUGCGGGCGGGACUCGAGUCCGACGUUGACCUACCCCCCGCCCCGCCGCCGCCCGCCGCCGGCGACGACGACGACGACGACGGCGGCGGCGGCGCCUCGGCUCAGAAGCAACAACAGGCCAAGCAGCAAGACACAAACAAGAAGCAGACCUGGACGUCGCGAGCCGAGGCCCUGCAGCUGCACCUCGAGCAGCGCCUCCUGGCCUCGGACACGUCGGCCUCGGCGGCAAAGGGCGGGAGGAAGGCGGGGUCGAAACACCAGCAGAAGAACCACCAUCACCACCAGCAGCCGAAACCGCCCGUCAAGGGAGCGGGCAGCACGCUUCUCGACGCGGCCCGGCAGGCGUUCCGGUCGCACAUACGCGCGUACGCGACGCACAUCCACGAGGAGCGCAAGUUCUUCGACAUCACGCAGCUGCACCUCGGCCACACGGCAAAGAGCUUCGGCCUGCGCGAGGCCCCCGCCGGCAUCGGCGGCGGCGUCGUCCAGAGGCGCGCGGCGCACAAGGGGUCGGCGGCAUCAUCAGCCUUUGGAGGGAAAAACAAGUCUGACGGCGGCGGACGAGGCUCCGACGACGAGGGAGGCAACGGCGUCGACGAGGAGGCGCUCAGACGGAUGAAGAUGAAGAUGAAGAUGGUUGGCAGCGGUGCCUCCGAGUUCAACAUCGGCUAGGCCGUGUCGAAAAGGGCUCAGGGGCGUGGGUAGUUAGACCCCAAAAAAAACAAAAAAAACAGUUACGAGUCGAGAGAGUAACUUGUCUCCACAGUAUAGCAUCUUCACACACUCAACAGUCGCUGUUCUUAGAAGCAUUGUGAGGUCUAUUUCUUUGUGGGAUAUAAACAAAUGUUUUUGUUAUACAAAGAGCAACCGCGCCCGCUUGUCGCAGGAUGUGCAUGCUCAGGCCUCGUCUCGCAAGCAUGGGAAUCAUCUUCUCGUCAGCCUUUUUUGGCCGUAAACAAACGUCCGUGGCCAAACCCCCAAACACCCUCCCGAUUAGACCUGAAUCCCGUCUUUCAGCCGUCAUUUCCCAUGCCUGCCUGCGUUGCCCUUUGGAUGCUGCCCGGUAAACCCCCAUGCAUUCCCCGUUCCCGACCCAUGAACCCAAGCAAAAUGCACCGCGAUUCCUCCAGCUAUCCUUUGCCCAUAUUCCGGUUGCUCUUUAAAUGUUUUCGUGAGUAUGUAGAGUGGAGAUUUGUCUAUGAGGUAAAUCAAGUAAACCUCUUCAAAAGAGAACUUGAACAAUGCGGUGGCUCGAGCCAGAGGGCGAUAUUGCCUCGGCGGGCCGUGAAUCAACCAUG